Ilex paraguariensis (yerba mate) is the source of this 729-nucleotide messenger RNA. The record is from the annotation of a GenBank genome assembly. NCBI's taxonomy places the organism in Eukaryota, Viridiplantae, Streptophyta, Magnoliopsida, Aquifoliales, Aquifoliaceae.
AUGUCUUCUCCAAGUUUUACCUCUUCUAUCUAUGUGUUUCUCUUGGCUCUCCUGUUCCAAAUUGCCAUGGGAGUUGAUCCCCUCUUCCAUUUCUGUUCAACCUCUGAGAAUUUCACAGCAAAAAGCUCUUACGAAACAAACCUAAACAAACUCAUUGGUGAUCUCUACUUCAAAACUCCUCUGACCGGGUUCGGUCUCGACUCCGUUGGACAGUACCAUGACCAGGUCUACGGGAUCUCUCUAUGUCGAGGCGACGUUUCAAGCACAGAAUGCAAGGCCUGUGUUGCUGAGGCGGGCAGCGAAACCCGAAAACGCUGCCCCGACAACAAAAGUGCAAUCAUUUGGUACGAUAAUUGUCUCCUUAAAUACUCAAACAAUGACUUCUUCGGAAAAAUUGAUGAGCAAAACAGGUUUUACAUGUGGAACUUGAGGAAUGUAAGUGACCCUGAGUCAUUUAACCUAAAAACUCGGGAGUUAUUGAGCCAAUUAUCAAAAAAUGCUUAUGGUAACCAGAAAAUGUACGCCGCCGGAGAGUCGAAGCUCGCAGAUUCAGAGAAGCUCUAUGGAUUGGUUCAGUGUACCAGAGAUCUUUCUAGUGGUAAUUGUAAGAAGUGCCUUGAUGAUGCCAUAAGUGAACUUCCAAGCUGUUGUGAUGGAAAAGAAGGAGGGAGAGUUGUAGGUGGGAGUUGUUAUAUAAGAUAUGAAAUUUAUCCAUUCGUCAAAGCUUAG